AGAAACGUCAUCUGCUUCGAACAUUUAGCUUUAGCCAGAAAUUAGCUUGGUGUUGAAAUCAUGGACACAUUCUGUCACAUUGAGGGUUUUUUCUUUCAACCUACUGUUUAAAUUAGAUUUAGUAAUGUAUGCUCAUUUUAUUUACUGUAAGGAACAUGUAUAUAAAACCCUUAUUCAGAUGCAGGGACAUGCUGAAAGGAGAACUUCCCGUGUGAAAUGCUGGCUAGCAUAGUCAUCGAGCAGGGGCCGAGAAUCGAAAAGUGGCUAACAGUAACUAGAGUUAACUCAACAUCAUCCAGUCUGUGAGCUUUGGCAUAUCAGCAAUAAGCCAUAGGGGGACAAAUUGAGACUACAUUUUCUACAACGUAGCAGUGGGUCCGUCUGAGGCAGAGCCAUGGGUGCGUUCCUGGACAAACCCAAAACGGAGAAGCACAACUCACAUGGUGAGGGCAACGGCCUGCGCUAUGGGUUGAGCUCCAUGCAGGGCUGGCGGGUGGAGAUGGAAGAUGCUCACACAGCUGUUCUCGGACUACAGACUCCUGGUAUGAGUAGCUGGUCGUUUUUUGCUGUGUAUGAUGGUCACGCUGGAUCAAGGGUUGCUAAUUACUGCUCCAAGCACCUUCUUGAACACAUAAUCACUGCUAGCUUCGGAGCUGAAGAUACACAAGGCCAGCAGGUUGGUCCAGACAGCUCCAUCGGUGACUCCCAAGCAUCAGUGCCUCCUGCAGUGGAAGCUGUGAAAACUGGGAUUCGUACAGGCUUCCUAAAGAUUGAUGAGCACAUGCGUAGCUUCUCUGACCUUCGAAAUGGCUUGGAUCGCAGCGGCUCAACAGCUGUAGGGAUUCUUCUGUCACCAGAUCAUUUCUUCUUCAUCAACUGUGGAGAUUCUCGAGCUGUCCUGUAUCGCAAUUCACAGGUGUGCUAUUCCACGCUCGAUCACAAGCCCUGCAACCCGCGUGAGAGGGAGCGCAUCCAGAAUGCUGGAGGCUCUGUGAUGAUUCAGAGAGUGAAUGGAUCACUAGCUGUAUCAAGAGCUUUAGGAGACUAUGAUUACAAAUGCGUGGAUGGCAAGGGCCCCACGGAGCAACUGGUUAGCCCUGAACCAGAAGUGGUUGUGAUGGUCCGGGCACCAGAGCUAGAUCAGUUCAUCAUUCUGGCUUGUGAUGGCAUCUGGGAUGUCAUGUCUAAUGAGGAAUUAUGUGAGUUUGUUAAAUCUAGACUUGAGGUGUGUGAUGACCUGGAGAAAGUCUGUAAUGAAGUGGUGGACACCUGCUUGCACAAGGGUAGUCGGGAUAACAUGAGUAUGGUACUGGUGUGUUUACCCAAUGCUCCCAAAGUAUCCGAGGAAGCUGUGAUGAAAGAAGCUGAGCUCAACAAAUAUCUGGAAGCUCGAGUAGAAGAGAUGCUGUCUCGGCCAGGAGAUGAGGCCUUUCCAGACCUUGUGACCGUGAUGAGGAACCUGUCUACAGACAGUGGCAUGCCCCCGCUGCCACCAGGGGGGGGACUUGCCAGCAAACGCAGUGUUAUUGAAGCAGUAUACAACCGUCUGAGUCCAUACAAGGAGGAAGAUGGACCCUCCUGUUUCAUUUGAAUGGAGCAGAUUUGGAGUGCCACUGGUAGCUGUCCUGCAGGAUCCAAAAAAGAGAAAACUAAACAGGACCACUAUUCCACAUGCGAUCACAUCCACUCUCAUGUUUUCAUUUGACUUCAGAGAGUAAUAGAAGCAGGAGUUUUACUGAUUCGCCCAAUGUGGAGGACUGCAAGUUAUAUUUCAUUUAUUUACAUAAGCAAACGGGAGAUAAACUGCACUACAGGACUGAAAACUCAACGGAGAGGUGAAUAAACUGGGUUUGUUGGUCCUCUUGUUUUCUUGCUUUUUUUGUGGUGUUUUUUGGUUGACAGACCUGGGAUCAGCUCUGCUCUCAAAGAUUUGGACUCUACAGUGCCUUGUACAGACCUGAAAGAGAGAAGGGAGGACAUCGCAGCUCCACACCCAGCCAGCCAUUGCUGGAAACAGCCACUCAGAGGAUUCUGAGUAACUAAACAGUUUGUGGCAUUACUUGUUUUUGCAGUGUAACCUUGUUUCCCCUCCUGUUGAGGGGCUGGGGUUCCAACACCUCAGCUAAACUGGAGAACAUUUUCUGGAUUUGAAGCACCAUCCAAAGGCCUCUGAGUAAAGGCUUCAGAAUAGGAACAGAAAGCCCGAGGCUCGCACCUUAACUCGAGGAAUGCUAUUGACAUGAUUUCAGUUUUGGCUCUUUUUGGAUUUCUAAUCAAACCUCGCUGAUGUCCCUCACUGCAGAUGAUUUUGACCCAAGUGUGACUCCUCCUGCACGCCUCUGCUCACUUUCUCUGCUCUCAUCUCUUAAAGGAUGUAACAGUUUAACAAGUUUUCCUUCAGUUAUUCUCUUUUUGCUUCUUGAUGUCUCCCAUUAAAUAAGACUGCAGUACUUUGGCAAACAUUGCCUGAAAUCAUAAACUUGUGAGCCCUGCUGUUAAAAAAUAGAUAUUGUAUGAUAAAUUCUUGUAGAUAUACAUAUCUAGAUAUGAAAAAUAUAUAUAUUUUGUUUGUUUGCAUCAGUUAUAUUUUCAGCCCUGAUAUUCAGUGUGUGUGUGUGUGUGUGCGUGUGUGUGUGCGUGUGUGUAGGCAGGCUAAUUAAGAUAAAAUAGGAGGCAUACACAACAUCCUUGUUCAUUCUUCCUGCCUUUUCUAUUACAGAUAACUGCUGUGUGUUUUAAGCCUUAUUUUGUUCUAGUUGAAAACAUUCUGUCGUACUACCUUUAUAUUUUUUAUUGAUGUGUGUUCUCGUUUUGAGUUCCAUUUUGAUCAAACGGAUGAAAACGACUAACAGGAGAAUUAAACAUUUUACAUUUCGGGGAGACUAAAAAGGAGGAACUCUGUUGGUGAUUUUAUUUGUCUCCUAUUCACAAUGUCAGUAAAAUUACUGUCAGUAAUUUCUUUGAAAACUUCACGAACUCAAGAAAAUAUUCUCUGAAGUAAUGAAAUUUCAACAUUGGCACUGGUCAGAAUGAAACCAUCGGAGUUCCUUAUUUGACAAACGUGCAUAAACAACGUUGACACUUUGUGAUUUUCUUUUUAUUAGAUUGUUUUAAAAUGUGUCGACAAAACUGUAAAAGACCGUCUCUACCAACCAGCUGCAUAUUGGGCCUGCUUUCACUGGCGGUAUUGGAAGAGAUGAGGCCUGAGACCGCUGGUUGGUUAAAGUUCUGGUGGUACUCUGGGUCUUGGUGCCAUAUGACGAACAGGUACUUGAAUGUGUCGUUCUUUUGUAGUUGUUUGAGUAGAUGAUGAGUGUGUUUGUGAUGGAGGGGUGGGCUCUUGUAGUGCAUGUUUUAUGAGGUUAGGAGUGUACUUAGUGAGCGGGGUAAUGUGGGACACGUUCAGUGUGUUGGGACCCAACCUGCAGGAAAGUGGAGAACUUUAUUUUUGUAUGAGACUAAAUUAGAUUUUAAGUUUCGUAUUUCUUUUUAUUCACCGUGUCUGGUUUGAUUUGAUUCCAGAAUUACUGACUACCCAGAACUCAUUUUCUGACUUGAACCUUGUGCAGAGUCGUACCACACUGAACGGUCCGCAUUUGUUUAAACGAGACACUGGGCUUAGAGGAUUUAUGGGGGAAUGGGGAGGGAGAGAUUAUUUUUUUGAAUGUAAUUCUUUAUUAUUCACACUGAUUCCACUGCAUGAACUGAAUACUAGCAGCACUGCAGAGUCGCAUCCUGCUCUAAAACAUUUAAUGACAAAACGAGCUUUCUGCUUCCUUUUUAAGACCUGUUUAUAUUUAAUCAUUAUUCUGAUAGUGGGCUCACAUAGGAGGUUUAUGACUCCUGAAUAAUUAGUUUCUAUGACUCGUCUCGUGGGCACGUUUGGCCCACAUAAAUUGUGUAAACUCACAACAACUUGUGAGGGUUUUAGGAUGGAAACGACCUCUAACUUGCAACAUUCUCUUGUCAGUAAGUUAUUCAGAAUUAUAUGAAUGGCUGCAUAAGUAAAAUUCUUUAAAUAAAUCUGUUAUGAUUUGACAUUAGGAUGCUUUACACUGAAGGCAGAAUUGGACAUCGGGUUUGAGGUUUUGCCACUUUUUUCUUGUACUAAUUUCCCAGAAUACAGUUGGGAAGUUGACACACCAUACAGUGAACAUAAACACCAAUAAAAGAUGAUUUAUGUUUUAA
This is a messenger RNA of Nothobranchius furzeri (turquoise killifish), 4188 nucleotides long. RefSeq names its product protein phosphatase, Mg2+/Mn2+ dependent, 1Ba (gene ppm1ba). NCBI's taxonomy places the organism in Eukaryota, Metazoa, Chordata, Actinopteri, Cyprinodontiformes, Nothobranchiidae. The record is from RefSeq and is a predicted model, not a curated record. Gene Ontology annotation, biological process: peptidyl-threonine dephosphorylation; negative regulation of canonical NF-kappaB signal transduction; positive regulation of canonical Wnt signaling pathway. Gene Ontology annotation, cellular component: nucleus; cytosol. Gene Ontology annotation, molecular function: manganese ion binding; protein serine/threonine phosphatase activity; magnesium ion binding.